AUGAAGGACCUGAAGCGGAAAGAACUCAAUGGCUUAUUAAUGAGUGAGCGGACUCCCGCGCCCCGCGCCGAGUCCGCCGGCCCGGACCCCGCCGCUGCCGACCCGCCCUCCGAGCCAUCGGUUGAUCGUAUUUGUUUGCUGUUUUCUGACGUGACUUCACUGAAAAGCUUUGACUCUCUUACAGGCUGUGGAGAUAUUAUUGCAGACCAAGAAGAGGAAGCAGGGCCCAGCGGUGACAAGAGCGCCCCUGGAGCAGGCAAGCCAGCAGCCCCCCAAAAGAGCGCCGGCAUGCUGGCCUACCAAGGAGGCGGGGAGGAGAUGGCCAGCCCCGACGAGGUGGACACCACCUAUCUGCAGGAGUUCUGGGACAUGCUGUCCCAGACGGAGGAGCCCGGCCAGGCCCCCCAGGAGGGGGCGGGGAAGGCCGCGGCGGUGCUGGACCCCAAGGGCCUCCCCGAGGUGCACAAGGAAGCCAGGCGCGCCGAGGCCAAGAGCGUGGCCCUGGUCAAGCGCAGGAGGCUUCACCGGAUCCCCGUGGAGGCCCAGCAGAAGGAGGAGCCCAAGCCCCCAGAGAAGGAGCAGCAGGAAGGGGUCCCUAACAGUGACGAGGGCUACUGGGACUCGACCACGCCUGGGCCUGAAGAAGACGGCCCGGGCAGCGGGAAGAAGGCCGGGCUGCCCCGGGAUAGCUACAGCGGGGAUGCGCUCUAUGACCUGGACGCCGAGCCCGACGAGAGCCCCACGCUGGGCCCCCCCGCCAGCAGCAGCGACACGGCCUGCUUGUCCCGGUUAAAGCCGGUGUCUCCGGUCACCAUCACCUGCCCCUUGCGAACACCAGGCAGUUUGCUGAAGGAUUCUAAAAUCCCCAUCAGCAUCAAGCACCUCUCGAACCUUCCCCCCAGUCACCCUGUCGUGCACCAGCAGCCGACCCGGAGCGAGAUGCCCAGAACGAAAAUCCCCGUGUCCAAAGUGCUGGUCCGGAGGGUCAGCAACCGGGCCUUGGCCGGGACCACCAUGCGGGCCGCCGCGUGCCACGACGGUGCCAAAAAGUUGUGA
Molecule: messenger RNA, 1056 nt
Organism: Elephantulus edwardii (Cape elephant shrew)
Lineage: Eukaryota; Metazoa; Chordata; Mammalia; Macroscelidea; Macroscelididae
Gene: AMER2
Product: APC membrane recruitment protein 2
Exons: 2
Coding region: 1-1056 (351 amino acids)
Biological process (GO): regulation of canonical Wnt signaling pathway
Cellular component (GO): plasma membrane
Molecular function (GO): beta-catenin binding; phosphatidylinositol-4,5-bisphosphate binding
Source: RefSeq, a predicted model, not a curated record